AGGACUAAAAUAGUCCAAUCCCCAUCCAUUAAGGACCAUUUUGAUCAUUUUCUCUUCCAACUUCCCCGUAGGGUUUACUGCCAUCAUUCUUUUAAGUCCCAUUGCAUCCCUUUUGAUAUUACCUACAGACCCUUUUGCUUCUCUCGGGUAGGUGUUGUGGAAAUGACAACAGUUCCAGGGCAACUAGUUUGGGAGAUUGUCAAGAAAAACAACUCUUUUUUGGUUAAGGAGUUUGGUAGUGGUACCGCUGGUGUUGUCUUUACCAAAGAGCCUAAUAAUCUUUACAAUCUUCACUCUUAUAAGCAUUCUGGCCUAGCUAACAAGAAGACUGUGACUAUCCAGCCUGGGGGCAAAGAUCAAUCAGUGUUGCUUGCUACUUCAAAGACCAAGAAACAGAACAAGCCUUCAAGUUUGCUGAAUAAAUCUGUAAUGAAGAAGGAGUUCCGACGCAUGGCCAAGGCUGUAUCAAACCAGGUAGCAGAUAACUAUUACAGGCCAGAUUUGAAAAGGGCAUCGCUUGCAAGGUUGAGUGCUGUGAACAAGAGUCUCAGGGUUGCGAAAUCUGGUGUCAAGAAGAGGAACAGGCAGGCCUAGAGUCCCAUUUUAGGAAUGUUAUGUUGUAUGAGCUGCAAUUGAUUUUUUUCCAAUGUCCUAGAGUACCUGAGUUUUGCUAUUUGAGUUCAUAUUUGGAGUUUCUUGAAGUAGCUAUUUCAAUGGAUAUCUUCUAGAUUUUUGGGCUAAAUUAUACGUUCAAUUUGAGAAUUUAUAAAGAUAGUUGUUUGAAACC
This is a messenger RNA of Lycium ferocissimum, 787 nucleotides long. Its product is annotated as large ribosomal subunit protein eL28z-like. Gene Ontology annotation, cellular component: cytosolic large ribosomal subunit; ribosome. The record is from RefSeq and is a predicted model, not a curated record. The transcript is spliced from 4 exons. Lineage: Eukaryota; Viridiplantae; Streptophyta; Magnoliopsida; Solanales; Solanaceae. Gene Ontology annotation, biological process: translation. The coding region runs from base 163 to 594 and encodes 143 amino acids. Gene Ontology annotation, molecular function: structural constituent of ribosome.